AUGAAUAAAGCAGUGUGUGAAAAGUUCGAGAAUCUAUGGGAUAAAUUUCCUGAUAAAUUGGAUAAAGGAAAAUAUGAAUUUAAAGAACAAAAUUUUUUAGAUGGUUAUUGUUUUGAUUAUGAAUGUAAUAGUGAUUACGGAAAAAUUAAUGCUGGAUUUUAUUAUUUGUUUAAUGGACUCUUUGGGGUUUCUGGUUUGUUUAAUUCUAGCGAAACAAGUAACAUCAAUGUGGUUGAAUACAUUAUGAUAUGGUUAUGUUAUAUGUUAAACCUGAAGAGUACUCGAGAUGACAACUUCACCAAUCUAAAUAAUUUUUAUAAAGCAAAUAUAAAAAAUCACAACAACUAUACUAGUUUCAUUGAACUUAUAAAUGAAAAAAAAAAAUUGAUGAAUAUUUCUAAAGAUAAAGUGUCUAAACUUUACGAGUUAUUUAAAAUUUUAUGUGAAAUGUAUACUAAAAUUGAUGAUGACAAUAAAAAAUGCAAUAACUAUUUGAAAGAUGCUAAUAAAUUUGUUGAUGAAUAUCAAAAACUCCUUAAUGAUAAUGAUACUGAUAAUGGAAACAAUUCAUAUAAUCAACUAUUGUGUACUUUAUCAACUGAUUAUGAUAAUUUAAAAAGUAAAUGUAGCGAUAGUUCAUCCUUUCCAGAGAUAAAAACACCAAAAAAAUGUGUAAAAAGAUCCGAACAAAAUUCUCAACUAAUUUCUGCACAAACUUCUGAAGCUAUAGCACAAAGUCCGUCGAUAGGAAACAAAUUAUUUAUAGUUUUAUCGAUAUUUGGUGCAAUAGCAUUUUUUUUAGGAAUUUCUUAUAAGUAUUCGUUAUUUGGAUUUCGGAAACGAUUUCAAAAACAAAAAUUAAGAGAAAAGCUAAAAAAUAUAAAGAAGAGAAUAAAUCAUUAA
Plasmodium yoelii is the source of this 903-nucleotide messenger RNA. RefSeq names its product PIR protein. The record is from RefSeq and is a predicted model, not a curated record. NCBI's taxonomy places the organism in Eukaryota, Apicomplexa, Aconoidasida, Haemosporida, Plasmodiidae. Bases 1 to 903 code for a protein of 300 amino acids. The transcript has 3 exons.